AUGCAUUCUACCCAUGGUCAUCUUAUCAUUCUCUUAAUGUCGAAUUCAACAGCACGAUGCUUAUGUCGAAAGGUCAAAAUCGAAAAACUCUUGGUGUAUCCCCCCAUAUUUAUGUCGAAAAAGUUUGAGAUUGCCAUGUUGUUCGCGGGGGCAUCCCGAUUCGAGCAAAUGCCGAUCAACUUCUGGUGCGGCGCCACACAAGGACAGCCCUUUCCAGAUCGUACUGGCCUGUAA
Molecule: messenger RNA, 234 nt
Organism: Colletotrichum lupini
Lineage: Eukaryota; Fungi; Ascomycota; Sordariomycetes; Glomerellales; Glomerellaceae
Exons: 3
Coding region: 1-234 (77 amino acids)
Source: RefSeq, a predicted model, not a curated record